AUGCGUCCUACUCCUCUCGCACUGCCAACUUUCUUGUUGACAGUUGGCUUCGACCAGCCGAAUCCAACCGCAACUCCGCCACCGCUUCCAUCGGACGCUACGCCUUGGAUACCCCGUGCCAAAUGCCUACAUCGAAUGGGUGACGCCAUCAUCGCUGAAACUCAUUGCGGUGACAAAGAGAUAUUGCGACCAUGUUUUCUCGAUGCGCCUAGUAAGCUUCCGGAAGGCUACAUCACUCAAUGCUUGCUGGAUGCUGGUUGCGGUACCGGUCACGCCAGCAUGGAGGACUUGUGGAUCACCGUUGCUUGUCUUCGAACAUUCGGCAACGACUGGAUCCAUCUUGAACAUCCCGAUGAUCAUGACGCAGAGUCGAAACUGGGCUACGAUGAUCUGAAGCUCAAGCGGGAAGAUAUCCUUGCUAGUGAGUACUGUUUCAGCUCGAUCGCAGCCUAG
Messenger RNA from Colletotrichum lupini, 453 nucleotides. RefSeq lists its product as uncharacterized. Bases 1 to 453 code for a protein of 150 amino acids. Lineage: Eukaryota; Fungi; Ascomycota; Sordariomycetes; Glomerellales; Glomerellaceae. The record is from RefSeq and is a predicted model, not a curated record. The transcript has a single exon.